AUGGAGAGGAUGUUUAACCGCAAAAAGCCCAAGGAUAAGGAUGCGAGGUCCAGCUCAAGGUUAUCCAUUUUUGGCAGAAAAAAGGAUAGAACUGAUCAGCAAGCCCACGACAAUGGAGGCCCGCCAGAAUCCAGUGCUUUGAUCGAUUUCGCUGUUCCAAAUCCUAUCGAAUCCUCUAAUGCUCCAGAGCAGCCCCCGACAUCUAAUACGGCCUCAUUAAGUCCUGACGAUGAAUACCAAAAUACGCCAAUAGUCGAAUUGUGGAACUCAGCAUACGAGAAGCUACGAAAGGAAAAUAAACAACUAACCGACGAAUAUGAGACCAAACUCCAAAAGAGCUUGGAUGCCGCAUUGGAUCCUGUACCGGAUACCAAAGAAGACGGACGAAAGUGGAUGGGCCGGCUAUUACAACAAAAGAUGGAGCAGAUUCAGAAAGAUGCCUGGAAGAUUAUGUUUCUGGGCUCUGAGAUUCGGCCAGCUGAGAUGGUGGAAUCUGUUCUGAGAGUCAUUAAAAUGGCCAACGACUCAAUUGCAGCCACUAUUGUCCCAAGCCCUUAUGCUUCGCUUGCCUGCGUCGGUGUAAGCGCGUUGUUCUCAAUUUGUUUAACGCCUGGCAAUCAAGCGGUUUAUCUCGCAAACGAGUUCAAAUACGUCUUGUCACUUAUCAUUCAGGGCCGUAUGAGAGAAGAUCUCUAUCGGCGUCGCUACGAAGGUCAAAACAAAGUCGAAGAACCAUUUCCAGAGACACACUCAAACUAUAAGGCUACGUUAGAGCUGUUAUACCAGCAGAUACUGAGAUUCCAGAUACAUUGCUAUUGCUAUUAUGCUCAAGACAAUGUCUCUCGUCUUCUUGGCGAUUUCUCGAAGAAGAAUGACUGGACCGGCCUGGCUGAAGACAUACGUCGGCAAGAAGCCCAAAUGGCUGCCAUCGAUAAGAUUUGGCGCGAUCAACGAUAUGACGAGGAAUAUGCUGCAUCUGAAAGACGGUAUCAAGGAAUCGUAUUCAACUUGAAAACCAUUGGCGCCGAUAUCUCAAGUCUGCGGGAGGCAGUGGAGAACGCCAAUCGGUACCGAAAUGAGCAAGAAUUGCUUGACUGGUUAUGCGACAUAGACCCGUCGGACAUGUAUAACGCUGCUCGCAAAAGACACAAGGCUGGGACGAGCGAAUGGCUGAUUAAAGAGGAUGAACAAUUUGUAUCUUGGGUACAAAGCCCUUGUUCCUUUCUAUGGCUUCAUGGGAAGGCUGGAUGUGGCAAAUCGGUGCUAAGCUCUUCCGUCAUACAUCAUCUCCAAAGGGAGUAUAAAGACGACGCCUCUACCGCAGUUGUCUAUUUCUACUUUACCUUUAGUGAUGCCAAAAGGCAAGAAAGUGACGGGAUGCUAGCUUCUCUUAUCAAGCAAGUCUGCUGUUACCGACCGAAUAUACCCGAUCUAGUCAAUGAUCUGGGUGACUAUAAGAAAAAGGGCAUGCGGCCGUCGACAGAAGAGCUCCAGAAUAGCCUCAUAUCAACCCUCCGUGGAUUUACCAACGUAUACAUCGUCAUCGAUGCUCUAGAUGAAUGCUCAAAUAUGAAUACACAGCGAGAAGAACUUAUGGAAAUACUGCAUUGUAUCCUCGAUACUAACCUCAACAAUCUCCAUCUGUUCUGUACUAGUCGCAAAGAGUCUGACAUCGAUGCCUCGCUCCAUCACCAAUUUUCCAAACCGGGUAGAGAAUCGCUUGAUCUAUCCUCUCACCUGAAAGAGGUCGAACGUGAUAUUGGAGAAUAUAUAGACUCAACUCUUACAAACGCCAAAUAUAGCUCUUGGCCAAUCGAUAUCAAGGCCGAGGUUAGAAAAGUUCUGAUUGAAAAGUCAGAUGGGAUGUUUCAGUAUAUUCGCUGCCAGUUUGAAGCCCUACAGAAGCUUCGUUCUCCUAGAGAUAUUCGUCGAGCGUUAGGGGAUCUUCCCAAAGGACUUGAUGAAACAUACGAUAGAAUGCUUCAGGGCAUAGACGAUCGUUAUAGGAAAUCAGUGGCGAAUUCCCUCAAAUGGCUCGCGAUCUCGAUGCGGCCAUUGACGAUAGAUGAACUGGCCGAGAUCUUCAUCAUGCACCCAUAUGGUGCCGUUGUUAUCGACAGUACGGAGCGCCUUUUUACCACACGGGACGUGUUAAUAUAUUUCUCUGGCCUUAUCGUCGAGAAUCGAGAGACCGUUCGCUUGGCUCACUUUUCGAUUAAAGAAUAUUUGGUAUCCAGUCGAAUUCAGCAGCAUCUUGCCUCCACCUUUUCGUUUAACGAUAUCGACGCCCAUUUGUUCAUUGCAUACUCGUGCUUCUCCUAUCUCAGUUACAUGAGUUCUUUAGCCAACGAGGGCGAUAAACAAACUCACUCCCUGAAGGCUUACGCGGCUUCGAGAUGUCUGAUCCAUCUCGAAAUGGUCCCUUCCGAGUACUGGCAUACGGGUGUUAUCGAUAAACUAGUGGAGGUUCUUGCUAUUCGAAGCCAAAGCCUCUUAAAUAUCAUCUCUGGACAUUUUGCAAGGGGAUUCAUGAAUUCUCAUAUACUUGCACAAGUUGGAUCCGCAGGAUUGUUGGACCUGCACCUGCGGCCAUACUGUUUAACCGCUUACCACGGUUUCGUUCGCAUAACCGAAUGCAUAUUAUCGCCAGCGUUCAGUGCAAGCAAGUAUUUGACACAAGGAGACCUAAAUACAGCACUCUGGUAUGCAGUUCAUGGAGGCAGAAAGGAAGUGGCUGUGCUUUUAUUGGAAAGAGGUGCCGACCCGAACACAUCAAGAACAACGACAAAAAACAAUAUUGAAUGCGAAUUCGAGAAACACGGGGACUUGCUGCAGUUUGCUGCAUCGGAAGGCAAUGCAAUAAUGGUUAACUUGCUCUUGGAUAGGGCUGCCGAUAUCGACGCCCAACGAUGGGGCUCAGCUUUGCAGGCUGCAGCAGGACAUGGGCAUCUCGAUAUCUUGAAGCUUCUUGUGGGACGCGGGGCAAGCAUAAACGGCCCCUUUAAUGGAAAAAGAACUGUCCUUUCAGCAGCAAUAUGGUAUGAUGCGUGUUUUCAAUAUUUGAUAGACAGUGGAGCAGACAUCAACAUGCGUGGUACCGCCGAGGGAGCCGAGACAGCACUUUGCCAAGCAGCGCGAAACCAACUCUGGAGUCAGUUCGACCUGCUCCUCGACAGAGGUGCCAAUGUCAAUAUAGGUGAUGAAGGCGGUUACCCCCUUAUACAUCUCAUAGAAUUUGUGGUUCGGUCCAACCGUAGGUUUUUGGGUCUUCCCAACAUGAAGUUUGAAGGCCCCAAUGCGCUUCCGCGGAUCGAACGCCUACUCAGCCUCGGUGCAAAUCCAAACGCUCAAGCGAGGGAUCAUCACACUGCACUUCACGCGGCAGUCGCUGGCUGGCAGGGCCGUGAAUCUUCUUUAUAUGAGCGGGUUGCACAACUUCUAAUCGACAAUGGCGCUGAUGUAAAUAUACGCGCAUGCUCGUGCUUUUGGAGCGGAUGGACGACAGAGCGCGAGAUGCGGGAGCCUCAGUCACUGUUAUGCCACUGCGCAUUCAAUGGCUCCACGUCCAUGGCAAAGCUACUGCUCCAGAAUGGUGCCGCUGUGGACGUGAACUUGCAGGCAGGGAAGUAUGGCAACGCACUCCAAGCGGCUUCACUUCAUGGACACGUCGAAAUGAUGCAGCUACUCCUUGAUCACGGGGCCCAAGUCAAUGCCCAAGGCGGCUACUACGGGACGGCACUCAACGCAGCCUGCCAGACUCUCUUCAGUGAUCAUGCUGUUCCUGCUGCUCGACUGCUACUCGAGCAUGGCGCUGACGUGAACAUUGGAGGCGGCGAAUAUGGAACUGCUCUACAAGCUGCAUGUGCUCGCAAUCCCUCGAUAACACAGUUGCUGCUCGACCAUGGGGCGGAUGUCAACGCCCGAGGCGGCAGAUAUGGGACUGCACUGCAAGCUGCCUGUGUUUGCAGCCCUACGACGGUGCAGUUGCUGCUUGAUCGUGGUGCUGAUGUGAAUGCCGAAGGCGGCGAAUACGGAACUGCACUGCAAGCUGCCUGUGUUGACAACCCCUCGAUAGUGCAGUUGCUACUUGAUCAUGGUGCUGAUGUGAAUGCUAAAGGCGGCCAAUAUGGAACCGCUCUACAAGCUGCCUGUGCUCGCAAUCCCCCGAUAGUACAGUUACUGCUUGAUCGUGGUGCCAGUGUGAAUGCUGAGGGGGGAGAGUACGGAACUGCUCUACAAGCUGCAUUGGAAUAUUGCGAUCUGGACUUGGUUCAACUACUAGUUGAUCGCGGUGCUGAUGUGAAUGCCAAUGGCGGGCCAUACGGAUCUUGUCUGCAGAUUGCGUGCGCAAACGGGUUUGUUCUUCAACACGAGGGUGGCAUGGACACGAUACGCACACUGCUUCAGCGGGGAGCAGAUCCUCUGAUGUUUAGAGGCCAAUACCCUAGUCCAGUCCACUUUGCUGCUGUACAUGACUUAUCCUUUGAGGAAUAUGUUUCCCCAGCCAUCAAGUCAUCUUACCAAGUUGACGCUCUGUUACAGUUGCUAUUGGAGCAUGGCGCUGAACUCAACCUAGUUGAUGACAAGCGAGGCACUGCGCUUCAUUAUGUGCUUUCUCUAGUGCAGGAUUCCAGUCACUCGUACCGUUGGCAGGAUGGCUUUGAAACGUGGUGGAUAGGGAGGAUCCUCUUUCUGCUUGAUCAUGGUGCGGAUGCCAAUCUCAACGUGGGUGAGCUUGGAUCUCCUCUUCAUGUUUCAUGUGCGAUUCAAUACGACUGUGAACCCCUACCGACUUAUCAGGGUAAUAGAAGAAGGGAUCUGGAAGAGAGAAUCGACAAGCGGGGCGUCAAUAUGAAUUUAAUGACUAAAGGGGUGGAAACUCUCCUUAAUAAAUGCCAUGAUAUUGAUAUUAACGCACAUGGUGGCAUCUUCGGUACAGCUGUCAGGGGCCCGAGGAAGGAAGAGGCAUAA
This is a messenger RNA of Trichoderma aggressivum f. europaeum, 4971 nucleotides long. RefSeq lists its product as uncharacterized. Bases 1 to 4971 code for a protein of 1656 amino acids. Lineage: Eukaryota; Fungi; Ascomycota; Sordariomycetes; Hypocreales; Hypocreaceae. The transcript has 5 exons. Gene Ontology annotation, molecular function: protein binding. The record is from RefSeq and is a predicted model, not a curated record.